Molecule: messenger RNA, 3967 nt
Organism: Haliotis rubra (blacklip abalone)
Lineage: Eukaryota; Metazoa; Mollusca; Gastropoda; Lepetellida; Haliotidae
Product: GTP cyclohydrolase 1-like
Exons: 7
Coding region: 100-909 (269 amino acids)
Biological process (GO): tetrahydrobiopterin biosynthetic process; tetrahydrofolate biosynthetic process
Cellular component (GO): cytoplasm
Molecular function (GO): GTP binding; zinc ion binding; GTP cyclohydrolase I activity
Source: RefSeq, a predicted model, not a curated record
UAAAUAACACGCAUUCGUCAAUAGUGGCUGAGUCUCCUGUGUAACAGACCGAGAGUAUCAUCUGAGAGCGGCGGCAAUAUCAAAUAUUCAGAACCAACUAUGAGUGAUGCUAAUAUGACCGUAGAUUGUUUUGUACCUGACCCCGAUAAGGAACUGGAAGAUAAAUUGAGACGUUUGACAAUGGUGAAGCACCCCAGCCUAUGUGCUACUGACCCAGAGCCGGAGGAAUCUAAGUUACAGCUGCUUGGACAUCAGUUAACUCUGGAGAACGGAGUGGUCAAAGCUGCCAAAUCAGGCAGAGCAACUGGAAAAAGCGAAGAUGAUGUUGCUGAAGAAAUAUCUCAUUACUUCGAAAAAAUCCUCGUUGGUUUAGGCGAGGAUCCAUCGAGACAAGGCCUUCUUCGAACACCCGUACGAGCAGCUAAGGCAUUGAUGUUUUUCACCAAAGGCUACAAUGAAAGCAUCUCAGAGGUGUUAAAUGAUGCUGUUUUUGAUGAGGAUCAUGAUGAAAUGGUGAUAGUGAAAGAUAUUGAAAUGUUCUCAUUAUGUGAGCAUCAUCUGGUACCAUUCAUGGGCAAGGUUUCAAUAGGUUAUCUACCAAACAAGAGAAUUCUAGGACUCAGUAAAUUAGCCAGAAUUGUAGAAGUUUUCAGCCGUCGCCUCCAAGUGCAAGAGCGGCUGACCAAACAGAUAGCAGUUGCCAUAACAGAAGCCAUCCAUCCCUCCGGAGUAGCAGUAGUUAUAGAGGCCACUCCUCUUUAUGAUGUAACCCAGUCCAGCCACAUGUGUAUGGUGAUGCGUGGUGUGCAGAAACUCAACAGCAAGACAGUGACAAGUACCAUGCUUGGAGUAUUUCGGGAAGAUCCUAAAACACGAGAAGAGUUCCUCUCACUUAUACACCGAAUCUGAUUGGCCGGUACCUCCAUAGCCUGCCUGUGAUUGGUAUUUACAUAUAAGUAACAGUGAAAUGAGAAAGCAAACAUUCAUUAAAUAUUUUUAUGGAUUACAUUUUGUAUCCCAUAUAAGAUAUACUAAAGAUCAUGCAUGUGUAUGUGAUUUGGUUUUGGACCGUCUGUAUUGGGGUUAAUUGUCAUUCUUGUGUUGUCUUUAAGCAUUUAGUCCAGAGGUGAAAGGACAACAUAGGUACUUCUUUCUACUUGGAAAACUGAUGAUGAUGAUGGUCAAGUCAUUAUUAUGGUUGAGCGGAAAAUGUGAACUAUCUAGUUUGAUGAGCUCCUGACUUUAGAUUGGAUAGUCUGGUGAUAAUGACUCUGUGCUUUGCAGCAUUUAUAGAUGCCAAGUGAUUAUAUGUAUGAAUACAUGCUUGCACAUGGGUGUUGGUGAAGCAUACUAUGUUAUAUCUGAGUAUAUACUGAUAGAAAAACAGAUCAGGAAUAUAUUCGGGGUUGUUUUUAUGAAACUGUCUGUUAUGUCAUCACUAUCAAAAUGUCACUAAAAAUAUUCAUGUUCCAGCAAUUUAUAUUCAGUAUGUAGUUUUGUUAUAUUUGUCAAGAUAUACAUUAUCAAACCAGAAGCCGAAGAUGUUCAUAUCUCAACUGACUUAAAGACAGUGUGUCUGAAAAACAUAAACUUAUAUUAGUUUUGUGUGAAAUUGUAUUGAAAAUACAUGGUAAAGUGAACCUAUGAGAGAAUUUACAAAUGGUUUAAAUGAAAGUCAUCAAAACUGAUUUAUAUUUGGGACUCUGAUUUAUAUUGAGUCACCAUCAGCCAUAUGGGAAACCUUUUCAGGGCACACGCAUGUAUGUUCCAUUUGACUCACUGACUGAUUUAAUCUUCAAGUUUUUAUUGUAUUGUCCUUUAGUGUCAGGAGUAUUUAUGCAGAGAAUAUUUGAAUACCUUUGCUGAUGGCAGGGUGUUUGAUGGGUGUCUUUACAUAUUAACAUACGUACAUAACAAAUUGAUGACUUUUUUUUGUAUAUUUAAACAGCUGUUGCAGAAUGUUUUAUUUAUUUUUCUGUAACAAAAUGACAACUAUAUGUCCUAUAUUCUUCAGUUUCUUUGAAUUUUGAAACAGAAAUAUACAGAUUUUGUUCAUUACCUUGAGAUACACAAAUAUCAGUCAUCUCUAUCCAUGAAUGUAAUAUAAAGCUUGUACUUUGGAUCAACAGAAAGUUUGCUUUUUCUUGAUGAAUUUCUAACUUGGACCCUUGGUCUUUAUCAGUGUGGCUUACUUUGAAAUAUUGGCGUUAAUCAACUUGGGCCAACUUGCUCAGUGAUUUGUAUGAAUCAUAUUACAAAAUUAUUAAUCCUUAUUUCAACCUUCUGGUAUCAUAAGCUUAAAAUUUGUCACUUUGUACUGACAGUUGAUAGAUACAUGAUGACUGCUGUGAAUGCUUUGCUAUGAGGGCAGUCACAAUACUGCCCAAGGUUUUGUUGCAAUUUACAUAGAUAUUUAUACAUAUUUGUUGGCCCUCAUUUCCUUCAUGAUUGAGUGCAAGUCUAUUGACAUCACAGGGCUCCAGAUAAUCAUUUUGACUCGCGGAUAUUUCACUCCUCAAAAUUACAAUUGAGGAGUAAAAUACCAAAUGAAAAUAAAAGGUGUAUUUCAGGUUGCAUGGUUAAGAAAAUGUUGGAGUUUGGUAUGUUUAUGUCUACAGAACGUGGCUCCUCGUAAAACAACUUCGAUCUUGCUAAACUUUUCAUAGAUCAUUUGAUAGCUUCGACAUGGGGCUCUAAUGAACAAUGCUGCUCAAUUUCUGUACAAUUGUAGUUCCUUCGCUAACUCACAGUUUUCAUUUUAAACUGCUCACAAAUCAAACAUUUCAGUCUAACAACAUCUUCUUGCUCCACAUGCAACCAUGGGAAAUUUGACUUCCAACCAGAAAUCGUUUUGUCAGUGACAUUCCCUUCGUGUUUCUUCUUAAUACAGAUUUUAGCUACAUUGUCAGUUAAAUUGUUGAUAAUAUCAGACACUAACUUUUCCUUGCUAAAUGAAACAGUUUUCAUUUUAUAAACUCUUUCUUUAGGUUAGCCAUUCUUACUGCAGACAACAGGAAUUAAAUGACAUUGCACACUGAGCUAUUGCCCAUAAAUGUUUUCCUAUGCUGGUUUAGGGCCAUCACGUAAUCUAAAGUAGCCUUCAAGCUGUAUUAUUACUGCUACAGACCAGAAACGUUGUGAUAGUAACGCUGUCUAAGGGCUAGCUUUUAAACAAAUCGUGCCCGAACAUGGAUUAGAAAUAUUAACGGCGCUAAUUCAGAAAAACUUGACAAUCUUCGCUUCAAUACAGACAACCAUCAGUAUUCGAGAUCUUAGGAAACAAUAUUUUGACAGGUUUGGUUCACGCAUGUAAACAAAAUCUGACCCGUAUUCUGAGAAAGUUAUGUGUAUCUUUCACUCAUUGAUUUGACUUUUUAUGUGUAUAUAUCUGAAUUAUCCAUGUGUAUUUUACGCAGAGACACAUCUUAUCUGGAGCCCUGCAUCAAUCAAGUAGGCAUGUACCAAGUCACCUUUUAGGCCAUGGUCAUUUUACAUAGUUCAAGACUUGGUGAUCUUGAUGAUUCUAGUUUUAGAAUAUAUUUCUAUUUUAUGUAUAAUGUUACCUGUGAUCUAUAUAGCCUCUUGGCUGAUUUGUUUUCUGCAGGUUCAUGUUGGAUAGGUACACACCAGUGGUUUGACCAGAAUUGAUCAGAAUGAUCAUAUUCAGUUUUAGCGAGAGAGAGAGUGUGUGUUCCUAUUGAAUUGUUACAAGUCUUUCACAAUUCACAUUUUAACCCCUGAGGUUUUAGUUCACAUUUUCCGUUAUAUAUAGUUGUUUUUCUUCAUAUAGUUGAACUCAUUAUUGUACAUAUAUAUUUAUGUGUCAAAAUAAUAUAUCAGUUACAGAAGAGAUAAUCUAUUGAUAAUGAUUCAAGAAAUGUGGAGGACCAGUGGUAUCUGCGUGGAAGCUGUGGACCAGCUCUAUCUACACUAGUCAAACAUUCUCAGAAUAAAUAGUUUGAAAAAC